CUCUGGAAUUUGGACCGGUUCCAGGCCUGAUGUCCGGAAACUCAUCCUUAUGGAUAGUAAAUUUAAAGAGGCUGGAUGCCAAGGGGGGAGCAUGGUAAAGACAGCAUCUUUCCAGGAUCCAUGGGCUCUUUGAGAGAUGAUCAGAGGGAGGCCAGAUGACCUGCAGAACACGCACGCCACUGUUCCUCGUCCGCAACGGCAGCAUCGGAGUGUCCUCCCCAGCCCUGCACCAUCCAGCUUGCCCGCUCGCUUCCGUAUGUUCCGCAGCUGCGAGUGGGAGGUCCUGGAGCGAUCCCUCAAUAUCCUUCAGGCCAGCGACUUCUACUGGGGUCCCUUGUCGGUGGGGGAGGCUCACGCCAAGCUCCAGCAGGAGCCAGUCGGCACCUACCUGGUACGGGACAGCUCUCAGGGGAACUACCUGUUCAGCCUGAGUGUGCGGAUGCCGACGGGGCCUGUCAGCCUUCGGAUCUCUUUCCAGGAAGGUUAUUUCCGCCUGAAGAACUGGUUUUCAGACUGCGUGGUCCGGCUCCUGGAGCUGGUGGUGGCAGGGACCCGGAACAACCCCUUGCAUUUUGAGAUGGGGGGGACGCCACUGGUGUUCUCGGAGCCGCUGUGCCGGAGCCGCCGGACAGUGCCCACGCUGCAGGAACGGUGCCGCCAGCGCCUGCCCGAGGGCUGUGGGAGCCUGCCUGCCGCGCUGGGGCAAGGAGCGGGCCCCUCCAGGGUGCACUCGAGGCAGCGGGCGACUUCUCCCCUCAGUGGGAGGAGAGACUCGGAGCGGAGUCCCGUCCCUUGCCCCUCUCCAGCACGGGCUGGGAGAUGA
Messenger RNA from Tinamus guttatus (white-throated tinamou), 823 nucleotides. RefSeq names its product suppressor of cytokine signaling 1. Gene Ontology annotation, biological process: phosphatidylinositol phosphate biosynthetic process. NCBI's taxonomy places the organism in Eukaryota, Metazoa, Chordata, Aves, Tinamiformes, Tinamidae. Gene Ontology annotation, molecular function: 1-phosphatidylinositol-3-kinase regulator activity. Gene Ontology annotation, cellular component: phosphatidylinositol 3-kinase complex. The record is from RefSeq and is a predicted model, not a curated record.